This is a messenger RNA of Diceros bicornis minor, 1082 nucleotides long. RefSeq names its product chromosome 34 C19orf73 homolog (gene C34H19orf73). NCBI's taxonomy places the organism in Eukaryota, Metazoa, Chordata, Mammalia, Perissodactyla, Rhinocerotidae. The record is from RefSeq and is a predicted model, not a curated record.
GGAACGUGAGUCGCGAUCCUGGAUCCAGGCGGCGGCGCGCGCUGGCCCUCGCGCUGCACGGGACAGGAGGGCUGGGCCACCGGCGAGAUGAGAGGAAAGGCUGGAUUUUAAGGCGGGGGCGGCUCCCAGAGACAAGCGCUCGGGUUGGAAGGUGGCAUGGGUGCCGGGUCGGCGAGUGCACCUUAUUCUGCACCCCUGCGCCCGCCUCGGGAACUGCACGCGGCACCCCCGCCUCCGCCUCCCACGCAGACGGUAGUACAGCCUGCAGGGCUCCCCCGGCGGACGAGGCUAAUGGUUCGUUCCGCCCCGCCCACACAGAGGCCGCCCACUGGCUCCUGCAGCGUUUCAGGACUCCUCCAUCCCACCAGCUACAGGAAGGGGCUUGGCCUCCGCCCUCUGACUCUCUUAAGGGUAGGGCGCGUUGUCUUCAGUUCUGACCCUGCACGCAGACCCAGACUGGGUUCCAGUCUCUGCCCUUGGACUUGUCCCUAGGAAGCCAGCCAGCCUCUGUCUUCAGACCUGGGGAGAAGUCUCUAACUCUGCUCCCAGACUCUGAAAAGGGCUUCUUCAGCUUCUCUCCCUCCCCUACAUCUCAAGACACUCUUAACCCAGGAUGCAGGACAGACACACAGACGCUCAAUGAGGGUCAAAGAUCUUUAAAUAAGGAGCGGGUGACAAUAAAUACUGUACAGGGGAGGGGAUGAGGGUCCAGAUGUACGGUUUCAGCCUCGAGACUCCAACGACCUGCAAGAAGGGUGAAGAGAUGGGAGCCAGGCUCAGGGGAGGGGGCCUGGGGAGGUAUGGGACAGAGCCAGGUCUGGGGUUCCAGAGCCAAGGGCCCAGGGAAGUGGGUGGAGGGAUUCCAGAGAGAGGAGGCUCCAGAUCUUGGGAUAGGAGUGAGCUAGGAGUCCCCAAGGGAUUUAGCCAGAACAGCUUGGGGUAAGAACAUGGGUCAGAGGUCAAGGGUCAGAAUCCCAGGGGAGAGGAGCCAGGGCUGGCAAUCAAGGUCCCAGAAAUCACUGGCCGGGUUUGGGAGUCUGGAGAUAAGGGAGGCGGUGGAGACCCCAGGGGUGUGGUGGCAA